AUGAGCAACGCUUCGAUCCUGUUUAAUCUCUCCAAAAACGAGCUCUUCAAGCUGACGGACAACUACAAGACGCUGCACCGAAAGUUGAAAGUGAAUCAUCGCGUCGAAAGCAACAAGGCCGAGAUCACGCCGGAGGUCCUGAAAACGGCCAACGUGUUCGUGUUGGCCGGGCCACAGGAAAAGUUCACCGAAUCCGAAUUCCAGCAUCUGAAGGACUACAUCAAUGAUGGGGGCCGGCUGCUGCUACUUCUCGGCGAAGGCGGCGAGGUACAGUUCAACACCAAUGUAAACUUCUUGCUGGAAGACUACGGAAUGACGAUAAAUAAUGAUGUCGUCGUUCGUCCACAGUAUUACAAGUAUUUUCACCCCAAAGAAGCGCUCAUCAGUGGCGGGAUUGGAACAUCAUCGAUGAACAAUCUGCUUCUGGAGGCCAGCAAAAGCAUCCUGUCGUCUUUCGAUUUCAUGGACGAUAAGUACAAAGUUGAGUUCGUGUAUCCGUUCGGCGCCACGAUGAACAUCAUCAGCCCAUCGAGUGUGUUGCUCACCACUGGGCCGGUAGUGUAUCCGUUCAACCGACCCCUGGCCGGAUACUUUCAGAACGAAAACAACGGAAAGCUAGUCGCCAUCGGGUCCGGACACAUGUUUCAGGAUAAGUAUAUAUCGAACGAGGUGAACACUAGCCUGUGGGACACUCUGCUCGCCAUGAUCCUGCAGGAUGAGUUCAACUUCAAGGCGUCCGACUUCAACGACUUGGAGAUAAAUGAUUACGCCGUCACACCCGAUACGAUCUAUCUGGCCGAGCAGCCGAAGAUUUGCUUAAUGGAUUCGCUCGAUUACGACAUCCCGGCGGACUUUAAGAAGCUAUUCGAUACGUCGCUUUAUUCGAUCAGCAACGAUCUGCUGCGCGAUGUUAUCAGCACGUACGAGAAGCUGGAUGUGCAAUAUGAACCGUUGAAGAUAAUCAAACCGCAGUUCGAGAUUCCAUUACCGCCGCUGCAGCUUGCGGUUUUCCAACCGAUUUUCAGCGACCUUCCGGCCCCACCGCUGGAGCUUUUCGAUCUCGACGAGGCCUUCAGCUCGGAGAAGGUCCAAAUCGCGCAGCUGACGAACAAGUGCCUUUCGCCGGCACUGGAAGGCCAGUCACCGAUCGACGAGAAGGAACUGGGAUACUUCAUUCAGGAGUGUGGCCGCAUUCUAAAAGUGUGCCAGGAUGAGCAAAAGAUGUCGGCGAAGGAAAUCUUGAACUCAAUCAGUGUGAAAGUAGCACAUUACAAAAAGUUGGACAAGGACUGA
Messenger RNA from Anopheles cruzii, 1293 nucleotides. RefSeq names its product intraflagellar transport protein 52 homolog (gene IFT52). The transcript is spliced from 7 exons. The record is from RefSeq and is a predicted model, not a curated record. NCBI's taxonomy places the organism in Eukaryota, Metazoa, Arthropoda, Insecta, Diptera, Culicidae. Gene Ontology annotation, cellular component: cilium; centriole; intraciliary transport particle B. Gene Ontology annotation, biological process: cilium assembly; intraciliary transport. The coding region runs from base 1 to 1293 and encodes 430 amino acids.